This is a messenger RNA of Nicotiana attenuata, 2143 nucleotides long. RefSeq names its product protein NRT1/ PTR FAMILY 7.3-like. The record is from RefSeq and is a predicted model, not a curated record. Gene Ontology annotation, cellular component: membrane. Gene Ontology annotation, molecular function: transmembrane transporter activity. Gene Ontology annotation, biological process: transmembrane transport. Bases 142 to 1920 code for a protein of 592 amino acids. Lineage: Eukaryota; Viridiplantae; Streptophyta; Magnoliopsida; Solanales; Solanaceae. The transcript is spliced from 6 exons.
CCCUCUUCUCUUCAACAUUUCUUCCAUAACUUUCACCCCCAGAAGAAAAAAAAGAAAGAUUUCCUUCUCUGAAACUUGUGGGACAUUGCUUACUCGCUAAACUUAACACUUUUUUUUUUUUUUUUGCUACGGAAAAAUCCAAUGGCUUGCUUAAACAUUCACAAAAUGUGUCAGAAUCAAAAAGAUGAAUACACCUUUGAUGGAAGUGUGGAUAAGCAUGGUCAGCCUGCCGUGCGAGCGAGGACUGGAAGGUGGUUUGCUGGUGUUCUCUUACUUGUGAAUCAAGGUCUAGCCACGUUGGCAUUCUUUGGUGUUGGAGUCAAUCUAGUACUAUUUCUGACUAGAGUUAUGGGUCAAGACAAUGCUGAAGCGGCCAACAAUGUGAGCAAGUGGACUGGCACAGUUUAUAUCUUCUCUCUCUUGGGAGCUUUCCUCAGUGAUUCCUAUUGGGGAAGAUACAAGACUUGUGCUAUUUUCCAAGCCAUUUUUGUGGCUGGAGUGGUUUCACUUUCAUUGACUUCAUACAUUUUCUUAGUCAAGCCUAAAGGUUGCGGAGACGAAAAUAACCCUUGUGGGUCCCACUCGACUAUCAGUGUCGCGCUCUUCUACGUGUCGAUUUACUUAAUUGCCCUUGGGAAUGGAGGGUAUCAGCCUACUAUUGCAACAUUUGGAGCUGACCAAUUUGAUGAAGAUCACCCUCAAGAGAGUCACUCAAAAGUGGCUUUUUUUAGCUACUUUUACUUGGCAUUAAAUCUUGGAUCUUUGUUCUCAAAUACCAUCUUAGGCUAUUUUGAAGAUAAGGGAAUGUGGACUUUAGGCUUUUGGGCGUCGGCUGGCUCUGCCAUUUUGGCAUUACUGUUGUUUCUUGUUGGGACACCUAGGUAUAGGCACUUUAAACCUACAGGCAACCCUUUGUCAAGGUUUUGUCAAGUGGUUGUGUCUGCUACUAGAAAAUGGAAAGUUCAACAACCUUCAAGGGGAGAUGAACUAUAUGAGGGUGAAGGACAAGAACCUGCUGAAAAUGGAAAUAGAAGAAUUCUCCAUACUGAUGGUUUCAAAUUCUUGGAUAAAGCAGCUAUAAUCACAUCAAAAGAUGGAGAAAACAACCCAUGGCGGCUUUGUGCAGUAUCUCAAAUUGAAGAAGUGAAAUGCAUAUUGAGAUUACUUCCAAUUUGGCUUUGCACAAUACUUUAUUCAGUUGUAUUUACACAAAUGGCCUCUCUUUUUGUGGAACAAGGGGCUGCAAUGAAAACAACUGUCUCAGGCUUUCAUAUUCCUCCAGCAAGCAUGUCUAGCUUUGAUAUUCUGAGUGUUGCAGCAUUCAUUUUCAUCUAUCGAAGAGUUCUUGAUCCCCUUGUUGCAAGAUUAAAGAAGUCUGCUCCAAAAGGAUUGACAGAGCUCCAAAGAAUGGGAGUUGGACUCAUCAUUGCUAUUAUGGCAAUGGUAGCAGCAGGAUUUGUUGAGCAUUUCAGGCUAAAAUCUGGGGACAAAGAUUGUUCAAGUUGCACGAAUUCAAGUUCAUUAAGUAUUUUCUGGCAAGUUCCUCAAUAUGUACUUAUUGGAGCAUCAGAGGUAUUUAUGUAUGUGGGACAAUUGGAGUUCUUCAAUGGACAAGCACCUGAUGGAUUGAAAAGUUUUGGAAGCGCACUAUGCAUGACUUCAAUUUCACUAGGAAAUUAUGUCAGCAGCUUAUUGGUUUCUAUUGUCAUGAAAAUUUCAACUACUGAUAAGAUGCCUGGCUGGAUACCUGGAAAUCUCAACAAGGGUCAUUUAGACAGAUUCUAUUUCCUUUUAGCAGCAUUGACAGCAGCUGAUUUUUUGGUCUAUCUCAUUUGUGCCAAGUGGUAUAAGUACAUUAAGUUUGAAGAAAGAAGCAUUGAAAAGCAACAUGGAGAGAAGCAAGGAGAUUUGAAAGUCUAAUAAGCUUGGGGAGAGAAAAUAAAAGUGUAUGAUACCAACUAUUUACAUUAAUAAUCACAAAUUAGGAUUACAAGUGAUAUUGUAUAAUAUGUAUUUGUGCAAGGACACUAGAGAAGCGCAUCGUUACUGUUCUCUAAGUUGAGCACAAGAUGUUUUGUUGGAACAAAUUAUAUUGAUUUUUUGACUUAUUUAUUAUUAAUAUAAAAAGUUACGAUUGGACUAA